This is a messenger RNA of Penicillium angulare, 1146 nucleotides long. Its product is annotated as SAM-dependent methyltransferase. Bases 1 to 1146 code for a protein of 381 amino acids. The record is from RefSeq and is a predicted model, not a curated record. The transcript is spliced from 6 exons. Lineage: Eukaryota; Fungi; Ascomycota; Eurotiomycetes; Eurotiales; Aspergillaceae.
AUGGUCAAAGGUGGAAAUUUGGCAAAGGUGAUGGACCACGAGGCAUUAUCCAUAUACACAACGACACUUUUUGGUAUCGAGUGUUUCUUUCUGCCGAUCUUGGGCUCGCAGACUCCUUUUUGCUCGGAGAGUUUUCGACGCCGGACUUGGUGGCAAUUAUUCAAGGUUUUCAUUUUCAAUGAGCGGAACCUCUCCGGUCCAACCACUAGGCCCUAUCAGCUCAUUUCAACCGUCUCAGAUCUCCUCUUCCGAACUUUCGAUACCGGUACCUUUAUAAAUGUCCGUCUUAACAUAACCGCUGCCUAUGAUCUCUCCAAUGAGAUGUUUGAAGCCUUUCUCUCACCCGAUAUGACCUAUUCUUGUCCUAUUUAUCUGGAGCGGACCGAUCCAAAUUUUGAAAGCGACACUCUCGAAGCCGCCCAGAUGCGCAAGCUGGAUAAGAUACUGGCGAGCGUGAAUGCACAGCCUACAGGUCAUAUCCUGGAGCUUGGAACAGGAUGGGGAUCUAUGUGUAUUCGAGCAGCUACAACAAUUGGCUGUAAAGUGACGACUUGUACGCUGUCGGAGAUGCAGUACCAGCUGGCAAGGAAGCGCGUGAAAACACUUGGGUUGGAAGAUAAGAUCACCAUUCAUUUAUGUGAUUAUCGUUUGCUGCCCAUGCCAGAAACGCCUUACGAUAAAAUUGUUUCAGUGGAGAUGAUGGAAGCUAUGGGCGACCAUGAAUUGGAGACUAUGUGGGCAACGAUCGAUCGGGUCUUGAAACCUCGCGGUGGCAUUUGCUCGAUCCAGACAACUACUAUGCCAGAAUCGAGAUACAAGAACAUGUUUCCCAAGGGUGAAGGAUUGCUCGAAGCAGUUCAAAAGUCAAACGCUCAACUAGACUUGGACUCUGUGGUGCAGUAUGGCUCUCAUUAUGGAAGAUGUCUGCUUGAGUGGAAUCAAAAAUUCCAAGCAAAUUAUCGGGAUGUCAUCUCUCCACUAUUGCGUGAGAAAUAUCAACUAUCGGACGAGGACCUGGAGAUAUUUUACCGAAAAUACGUCUAUUACUUCGAAUACACUGCAGCCGGAUUCGAAACCAAGGCCCUGAGCAUGUCCCAUGUCACUUUCAGUCGGCCUGGUACGUUGGCUUUGCUCCAGGAUGUAUAG